AGCACCUCAUCAGAGUGGCAAUAACAGCGGUGUUCUUCACGCUGGAAUUUACUAUGCACCUGGCAGCCUCAAGGCGAAACUUUGUGUUCGUGGUAUUGAUCUGGCAUAUGAAUAUUGCGACAAACAUAAUGUGCCAUACAAAAAAGUCGGGAAGCUGAUUGUUGCUGUGGAGGAAGCAGAAGUACCACGUUUGGAGGGCCUGAAGGCAUUGUGGUCUCCUCACACAGGGAUCGUUGAUUGGGCAUUGGUCACCAAUUCAUACGCAGCAGACUUCGAAACACGUGGAGGUACCGUUUAUACAGAAUAUCCAUUGAAAAGCAUGACAGUUGUUGGCGAGUCGUCCAAACUGGGUGCCGCAAAUGAUUAUCCCGUUGUCCUGGAGUCAGAACCUUCUUUGUCAAAAAUCCGUUCGAAAUUUGUGAUAACUUGCUGCGGACUACAGUCGGAUCGUGUUGCACAGCUUUCGGGUGGUUCACCCGUUCCCAAAAUCAUCCCAUUCCGUGGCGAAUAUCUUUUGCUGGUUUCCGAGAGCAAGAAAAAACUUAUAACAACAAAUGUUUACCCGGUGCCGGAUCCUCGUUUUCCGUUCCUUGGCGUCCACUUCACACCUCGCAUGAACGGAGAUGUGUGGCUGGGACCGAAUGCAUUGCUGGCGUUCAAAAGAGAAGGAUAUAGGUUUUCGGAUAUUUCAUUCACAGAUCUUUACGACGCUCUUAGUUACAAGGGUAUGAGGAAACUUGCAUUCAAAUUCCUGGGGUACGGCAUAAAGGAAUUCUAUCGUGGGUUAUGGAUCACGGGGCAAGUGAAGCAACUGCAGAAAUUUAUGCCAGAUUUGAGGAGAUCAGAUGUUGCACGUGGUCCAGCGGGAGUUCGUGCCCAGGCACUCGAUCUGAAUGGAAACCUUGUGGAUGAUUUUGUCUUCGACAGUGGCCAGGGAGAAUUGAGCAAGCGUGUCUUGCAUGUACGUAAUGCACCUAGCCCUGGCGCUACAAGUAGCUUGGCCAUUGCUGAAAUGAUUGGCGAACGGGCAUCUACGUUGUUCAACCUGAAGCACAAAGCCCCAAAAUCACCGACCGCUCCUCGAGAUUUACGCUCACAGUGAAU
Molecule: messenger RNA, 1104 nt
Organism: Gongylonema pulchrum
Lineage: Eukaryota; Metazoa; Nematoda; Chromadorea; Rhabditida; Gongylonematidae
Source: the annotation of a GenBank genome assembly